Molecule: messenger RNA, 2847 nt
Organism: Scheffersomyces stipitis CBS 6054
Lineage: Eukaryota; Fungi; Ascomycota; Pichiomycetes; Serinales; Debaryomycetaceae
Gene: MIG2.2
Product: C2H2-type zinc finger protein
Exons: 3
Coding region: 641-2815 (724 amino acids)
Biological process (GO): regulation of transcription by RNA polymerase II; DNA-templated transcription
Cellular component (GO): chromatin
Molecular function (GO): RNA polymerase II cis-regulatory region sequence-specific DNA binding; DNA-binding transcription factor activity, RNA polymerase II-specific; zinc ion binding
Source: RefSeq, a predicted model, not a curated record
GCAACCCCCAUUUCCAAUCCGUACCAUCGAUUUAUAUAAGGCUCUGCUUUUCUAUGCACCCGUAUUGGUAAGGGACAUUUCGUCCACUCGAAGAUUAAACACGUAAUGCCCGCAGAGAAAUUAGAAUGGUCAGCAAUUGAUGGGGUCGAACACCCAGUCUUGUCACCAGCUUGGAUUAGUAAUGGUCUCGUCUUCACAUCAGGCAUAGUUGGACAGAACUACACGACAGGUGAUAUUCCAGAUUCCCUCGAAGAACAAACCGAACUUGCUAUUGCUAAUAUAAAGAAAGUGUUGGAGGCUGCUGGUACUUCGUUGGACAAAGUGUUCAAGGUGCUUAUGUUCAUUUCGCACCUGGACUAUUCUACUACUAUGAACAAGAUAUAUGGAAAGCACUUUCUUCAGAAACCAUCAAGAAGCUGUGUAAUCGCUGCAUUUAUGGACGCAAGGAUCAAGGUCGAACUAGAAGUUAUUGCAACGAAGGAUUGAAAUAUUAAUAGUUUAUUUGUAUAGUAAAUAUUAUAUGUUAUUUUCAAAAUUGAAAUGUCAACCUUGAGUAUCAGUAUAACGGAACAUUACAUAAUCGGAUUCCAAAAUUUUUCAAUAUUCUUUUCUUGUUAUACACCUUCCUUCUAAAUGGCCCAUGUCACCUACUGAACCGGCCAAGAGAAAACGAAAGCGUAUCAUUGGAACAUUCAAAUGUCCUGCUGUAAACUGCGGCAAGGUGUUCUCACGAGCCGAUCACCUAGGCAGACAUCAAAGGAGCCAUAAUCCUGGAUCUCGAUAUGCAUGUCCAUAUCCUAAUUGUGGACAAACUUUCACCAGACAUGAUGUCAAAGAGAAGCACUUCAAAAGGCACACUAACGGAAUAGAAAAAUCAAAACGCGACGAAGGCAGCACGGAAAAUACGUUGUCUCCUACCGACCUAAUUGAAUGGUUGUUUCAUGACGAACUAAGUGUAGACAAUUCGAAUUCUGGAACCAAUCUCCCGGGGCACUCGACCGAUCUCCCCAGUGGAUUUUCUCCUGUGUCUUUGAUUGAAACUAUGUUCGCAGUUCUGCCGAACUUUCCAAAUUCUAACUAUAGAAUUGCAGUCAAUGAGAAUAUCAGAUCCAAUUUGAUAUCCUUCAUUCCCUCCUUAGAAGCCAACCCUGACUUUGGUUGCCUUCAAAUUGAGGAGUGCUUGCUGAAUUAUUGGCUCUUAUACCACCCACAAUAUCCUAUCUUGCACCGACCAUCCUUCUUAAAUUCUGAAGCGCCGCCUUUGCUAUUGUUGGCGAUGGUAAUGCUUGGCAGCAACUUUGUACCUUGUGCCAAAAGUGCCGACUCUCUAUUGAGAAACCCCAAAGCUUUGGCAGAUCAAAUUGCGGAGCCGUUGAGAUGGCUCAUUUUUGCCAAUAUUGACUGCAGACCACCGGCCAAAGUUUGGGUCGUUCAAAGUUUGCUCCUUCUUGAGACAUACGAAAUAACAAGUUCCAGUCGAUUUCUUCAUGAGAGAGCAUAUUUGCAUCACGGUUCCAAGAUACAAUUAUUAAGAAGAUCGCCAAUUUUAGGUGGAGAUCCAUUGAAAAGUGAAAACCAUGAUGGUGCAUACCUGCCUCCUAAUCAAGUUUGGAAAACUUGGAUCGAAGUAGAAUCGAUGAAAAGGGCAACUCUUAUGGCAUUUUAUUUGGACACUAUUCAUGCAACUGUGUAUGGGCACCUGAUAAUUCUAUAUGCGCACCAACUCAAACUUUCUUUGCCUUGUGAAGAUGUUUUGUGGGAAUUUGAUAAUACAAACAAGUCAGAAACCUUGUCAUUUGAAAGGACUCCAAAAUUCCUUGCUGCAAUGAAUAAACUACUUCAUAGACAGAAAGUUGUCACGAGCUCAUUUGGAAAGAAGGUCCUCUUAGCAGGACUAUUAACGAUAAUGUUCCAAAUGCAGCAGAAAGACUUACAGCUUUCAUUCCUCGAAUGGGAUUCUAUGAAAGACUCGUGGAAUCAAACAAUAUCUUUGGCAAUUGACGUAUGGAGAGCAGAUAUUUGCACAGAGGGAGGUUGCUGCGAUACAGAGAACUCUCUUUGGUUUCCAAUUGAACUGAAGAAGAAGUUACCUCCAAUGUUACGAAUUGACGACACUCGCUGCAAAUUUGGAUUAUAUCAUAUUGCACAAAUUUAUAUGAGGAUAUCACAUUAUGAUUACAUUAUAUAUGCUGGUGCUCCUAGUAGGAUGAAUGUUAAAGCUGGAAAAGCGGAAUACGAGAUAGUUGCAAAGCGAGUAAUGGAAUGGUCACAUAGCCUUAAUGGAAGUAUAAGUGCCAUACAUGCCUAUUGGUUCUUGUGUGAAAUGAUUCUUUCUCCGGACAAUGAAGAUAUCACCUUCACUUAUGACCCAAACACAGAUCCCUUCAUGCAUAGAAAGAACAUAAUUGCAAGUGCUGUUUUGGUUCUCUUUGCUUAUAAUUAUUCUCUUCAUGGCCCGGAAAGUGUGACAUAUGACCAACUAGCUACUAGUGAUUACUAUCCUGACAAAGAAGAUGGAUAUUCUUACUUGAGGCGAAUUCGGAAGUGUUUAUCAAGAGGACCAGGUGGACCCUUUCAUAGGAUCAAUUAUGGAAGAACUAGUGCUCAAUUCCAUGAAGCGAUCAAGCUUCAUUCUGAAACAUUGCGAUCCAUUGAUAACAAGCAUCACCUUGUUGGUUUGCUCAAACUCUUUUACAGAAGUUAUAAAGGUUGCAACUGGGAAAUUGGUCGCGAAUACUCAAAACUAUUUCGCAACUGUAUUAAGAGAUGUUUAGGUCGUAAGAGUGUAGUUUGUGACGAUAUGUACGUUAAUUAAGUUAGAUAUUAAUAGAAUACUUUUCUUAGCGC